AUGCGAAGGAACUUCACUACUGUGAGGGAGUUCGUCCUCCUGGGCCUGACUAGUCUCCGAGAGUUACAGAUUCUCCUCUUCCUGGUGUUCCUGGGUAUUUACCUGAUCACGGUGCUGGGGAAUGUGGGUAUGCUCGUCCUCAUCCAGCUCAGUGCCCAGCUCCACACACCCAUGUACUUCUUCCUUAGCCACCUGUCCCUUGUGGAUCUCUGCUUCUCUUCCAACGUGACUCCAAAGAUGCUGGAGGUUUUCCUGUCAGAGAAGAAAACCAUCUCCUACCCUGCCUGCCUGGUGCAGUGUUACCUGUUCAUUGCCUUGGUCCAUGUGGAGAUGUACAUCCUGGCAGCAAUGGCUUUUGACAGGUACAUGGCCAUCGGGAACCCGCUGCUCUAUGGCAGCAGGAUGUCCCAACACGUGUGCCUGAUGCUCAUCCUGGGGCCCUACAUGUAUGGGGCACUCACCGGCCUCAUGGAGACCAUGUGGACCUACAGCCUGGCCUUCUGUGGUCCCAAUGAAAUCAACCACUUCUACUGUGCCUGUGCCGACCCCCCGCUCAUCAAACUGGCUUGCUCCGACACCUACAAGAAAGAAACAUCCAUGUUUGUGGUGGCUGGAUGCAACCUGUCUUUCUCCCUGAUCAGCAUUGUACUUUCCUACCUUUUUAUUUUCCGUGCAAUCCUGAGGAUCCGUUCCACAGCAGGCAGACACAAAGCUUUCUCCACCUGUGGCUCCCAUGUGACCAGUGUCACCAUAUUCUACGUGACACUGUUUGUCAUGUACCUCAGACCCCCAUCCGAGGAAUCCGUGGAACAAGGGAAAAUGGUGGCUGUGUUUUAUACCACAGUGAUUUCCAUGUUAAAGCCCAUGAUUUACAGCCUGAGAAAUAAAGACGUGAAAGAAGCCUUAGCCAAACAGCUUUCAAGGAGGAAAACCGUUUCCUAA
Molecule: messenger RNA, 942 nt
Organism: Heterocephalus glaber (naked mole-rat)
Lineage: Eukaryota; Metazoa; Chordata; Mammalia; Rodentia; Bathyergidae
Source: RefSeq, a predicted model, not a curated record